UUGAGACAACUUGUGACAGAACUUCUAGGUGCAUGUGAUUCACCUCACCAGGCUAAGCUGUUUCUUUGAUUCUCUGUCUUGAGCAGAUAUAGGUGUAUUUGCUAUCAUGGUCUCUUUAUUAUAUCUGGAUUGCUAAUAUAAAAUAUAAAUGUUUACUAGUAGAUAGAAUAAUGUCUGUACUUGUUAUCGCCUCUCAUAGUUUUAUUUAAUACAUCUGCUUUGCUGGACCUGUGGCAUUCCGUCCACAAAACUUGAUUAGCAUUGGUCAAGGCACUGGGAUUUAUUUGGCAUGCCUCAAACUCAGACCUCAUGCAGUAGCUUGGUUUCUGUGAGUGUCUUUGGGAGAGCAUUUUAAAUUCUUCAGCAGUUCCACUUGUGUGUGUGUGUGUAUAAAUUCUCCAACACCAUACCCUGACGACCCUGAUGGGGAAUGUGAGAGCAGCAGUCUGUCUCAAACAAAGUUGUCUGUGACGCUGAAGCGAGAGGAAGAACUUGUUGUCUUUCCCUGGAAGAGCUCCUUUUAAUAUUCGUUGUCUUCUUGUUGAGAACCGAAAUUGGGGUAUCCUCUACUCCUUGAACCUGUGGUGCACAGACUGGCCCCUGCUUCUUCCCUCCUGCGCACAAAAUCGCCAAAUCAUCUAAAAUACAUGGUUGAUUUUCGCAAUUUGCAUAACUUGUAUGGGCAGGAGACUCCAAAGUCCAGAUUGCAACUUGCCUAGAUUCCCCAGUUAUCACUGAAGACGAUAUAUUGACGUUUGAAAUUGAUAGGGUGAGGGUAGUUUGUGCGUAGAAUACGGUUUACCUGGGCAGUAUUCUAGAGUAAUAGUGAUAAAAAAGGCGGACUAUUAGAAGCCCUAUGCGGUUAAGAUUCUUGUCUGACCACAAAUUUCCGAGGUAGGAGGGUAAAACUAUCACUCGUAAAAGCAGAGGGUAAGCACAGCACCGAUGGAGAAGCUUGCUCUGCCAUACGACAAAGAGUACAUGAGGAUUGCCAUACUAAAACAUGAAGAAACUUUCAAAGAGCAGUUAUAUGAAUUACAUCGGUUGUAUCGGGUCCAGAAGAUGCUGAUGAAAGAUUUGGAGAAGAGCAGAGGCAAUGAACUAAGCCAACGGCAAUGGAGCUUCAAGACUUCUAUUGGUUUAACGCAAAAUGCUGAUCAUAAAAAAGGUACACGGAACAAACCUCAAUUGAAAUUUGAUCUUGAACGGCCUGCGGAAGAGCACAUUGAAGAAUUAGAUGAUGAUCGGGUGCUAGAGAUCGUAGAUGAGACUGAGAUUGAACUGACACUAGGCCCUUCAAAUUACAACCGUUUGAAGAAACUUGAGACACCGCGAACUUCGGAUUCUGGACAUAGCUUGUCUUCUUCUUCUACUGGAUCCAGUCAAAUAAACAAGACAAGUUCAAGGACCCAUCAUUGCGGUGAUGCAACAAGAGAAGAAUUAAGCGGAGGCAUACUAGGCCUUGUCCAGGUGCCGGAUUCAAACUCAAUCCGUCAAAGAGGAAUUAGAAACAGUUUUGAUCUUGAAGAACAAUCAAGACAAGACAGAUUAAAACAGCCACCGUGGCUUUUUCAAGUUUUGAGCUUGAACAUGACUUGAGAGUUUAAAAUUUUUUAUCUAUGGUCAAUUGAUAUGAUAUAUAUAUAUAUUUAAAUUUCUGUUUGAGGCCAACUUUGUGAAUGGUUUGUGUGGAAUGUUCUGCCUUGUUAUCUAGUAUGGUGGGGGUGUGAUGAAGUCUUGUAUAAUGAUUAAUGGUUUGCUUUUGCUCCAACC
Neltuma alba is the source of this 1773-nucleotide messenger RNA. RefSeq lists its product as uncharacterized. The record is from RefSeq and is a predicted model, not a curated record. NCBI's taxonomy places the organism in Eukaryota, Viridiplantae, Streptophyta, Magnoliopsida, Fabales, Fabaceae. The transcript has 4 exons. Bases 946 to 1599 code for a protein of 217 amino acids.